Megalops cyprinoides (Indo-Pacific tarpon) is the source of this 904-nucleotide messenger RNA. Its product is annotated as 3'-5' RNA helicase YTHDC2-like. NCBI's taxonomy places the organism in Eukaryota, Metazoa, Chordata, Actinopteri, Elopiformes, Megalopidae. Gene Ontology annotation, cellular component: intracellular anatomical structure. Gene Ontology annotation, molecular function: RNA binding. The coding region runs from base 65 to 904 and encodes 279 amino acids. The record is from RefSeq and is a predicted model, not a curated record. The transcript has 6 exons.
UGAAACCGAGUUGAGAGACUCUCUGAGCAGGGUAUCGCCUGGUCGGGACACAAGAAAGAGCACCAUGUCGCGUCCCAGCACCGCGUCUCCCAGAAAAGGCACGCCACAGUCCAAACAGCCCGGUGUCUCCAAGGCCAAAGGCCUGAAAGACAUCCGUAUUGGUGAAGAGGUUAAGAUAGCAGUGAACGUUGCCUUUGAGAGAUUUCAGUACAGUGAGGACAAAGAAUUGGAGUUUCCUUCCUCCUUGACAAGCACUGAAAGAGCCUUCAUACAUCGCCUGGCACAGUCCCUGGGCUACAUUUCCAAAAGCAGAGGGAAAGGAUCCAAGAGAUUUCUCACCAUCUGGAAGAAGGAUGGCACAGAGACAGCCCAGUCUGUAAUGACCUUUAACCUUUCCCAUAAUGCCAAGCAUGUGGUACGCAGCCUGCUGCAGAGGUUUCCCAUCACCAACAAGGAGCGCACUGACCUGCUGCCCCGCACGGAGCGAGGGACGUCUGUUGCCUCAGAGGCAGACAGCAGCCAGGACAAGAACAGGACCAGUGGAAGGCUGAACAAUGGCAUCCCCCAGGUGCCCCCGAGGAGGGGCCCGUCGGAGCUCGACUUCUUCCGCCGCUGCCUCCCUGUGUACGAGCGGCAGGAGGAGAUCGUGAAGAUCAUCAAGGAAAACCGGGUGGUCCUGGUCGUGGGUGAAACCGGCUCUGGGAAGACCACUCAGAUCCCCCAGUUCCUCCUGGACGACUGCAGCAAGAACGGGAUCCCCUGCCGGAUCUUCUGCACGCAGCCCCGUCGCCUGGCGGCCAUCGCCGUGGCCGAGCGUGUCGCGGCCGAGAGAGGGGAGAACGUCGGCCAGACCAUCGGCUACCAGAUCCGCUUAGAGAGCAGGUAUGAGCCGUGGAAGGGGUGA